This is a messenger RNA of Anarrhichthys ocellatus (wolf-eel), 1715 nucleotides long. RefSeq names its product penta-EF-hand domain containing 1 (gene pef1). Gene Ontology annotation, biological process: COPII vesicle coat assembly. Gene Ontology annotation, molecular function: calcium ion binding. The coding region runs from base 68 to 865 and encodes 265 amino acids. The transcript is spliced from 5 exons. Lineage: Eukaryota; Metazoa; Chordata; Actinopteri; Perciformes; Anarhichadidae. The record is from RefSeq and is a predicted model, not a curated record.
CCGCGAGCCGGACGGUUCAGUAUCUGUAUCCGCCUUCACGCGGCUGCCUUGUUGAAGUCUGUCAGAAAUGAGUUUCCACUACGGCCAGGGCUAUCCAGGAGGAGGCCACCGACCACCUGCUGCUCCAUACGGGGGAGGCAGUGGUCCCUAUGGGGCCAGCCCCUCGGCUCCAUACGGAGGUGCACCACAUCAGCCAGGGGGCCAAUAUGGUGCUUAUGGAGCUCCAGUUCAAGGAGGGCAGUAUGGGCAUGGACCAGGUGGUGCCCCAGCCGGGCAUUAUGGGGGUUACGGGGGACAGCCCCAUGGAGGACAUUAUGGACAACAGGCUCCUGCAGGAAACAUCCCUCCUGGUGUUAGCCAAGAGGCGUACCAGUGGUUCCACACCGUCGACACGGACCACAGCGGCUUCAUCAACCUAAAGGAGCUGAAGCAGGCACUCGUCAACUCCAACUGGUCUGCUUUCAAUGACGAGACCUGCCUCAUGAUGAUCAACAUGUUUGACAAGACGCGGUCCGGUCGAAUGGACGUAUUUGGCUUCUCAGCACUGUGGGAAUUCAUGCAGCGCUGGAGGGCGCUCUUUCAGCAGUACGACAGAGACCGCUCAGGCUGUAUCAGUGGCACGGAGUUACACCAAGCCCUCGCUCAGAUGGGCUACAACCUGAGUCCGCAGUUUUCCGAGACGCUGGUGCGCCGCUUCACCGUGCCGCGCGGGCGACCCGGCAUCCAGCUGGACCGCUUCAUCCAGGUGUGCACCCAGCUCCAGAGCAUGACGCAGGUCUUCAGGGAGAAAGACACGACCAUGUCGGGUAACAUCCGCCUCAACUACGAGGAUUUCCUCUCCGGGGCCGUCACCAGGCUCAUGUGAGCCGCCGCUCCACCGGCAAUCCGUCUGCACUGUGGAUUCAUCGUAUCAUUCCGUGUUCAAUUCAUGUUUUGCUCACGUUUUCAGUGCUCUGCCAUAAGUGCCUCCAUCUGAAUGUGUGCAGUAUAUCAGCCGGAACACAUCAUUCCGUGGCUUGUUGCUGUAAGGAGGUAAAAAGCCUUACAUCAAAGUUCAUUGGCUGUUAAAAAAAGGCAGCUAAAGCCUUUACUGGAUGGCUUAACUUUCACCAGGCGCAAGUGUGAAAGUGAUUGUUUUACAGGAGACUGAUGCUAUAGAGUGCCAGUUAUAUUUUUACCAUAAACUGCAAACGAGGCCUUGUUUACACAUGUGUGAUUUUGACAUUCAUACCUGAUGAAUUUGCUCAUAUGCAGACAUUAACCGGUUCCUGUGCCAUUAGAAUGCCAUCAGGAAUAUUCAGCAUCUCCAGAGGGUGUUUCCAUGCAAUGGUUGCACAUUGUAUUGAACAUUGCUUUAUAUUGUACUGUGUAUAAUUAGCCAAAAUACAGCCACUUUUUCUAAUAUUUCAAUUAUUCUACUCCUCGCGGUUAGUGGGGUGUUGCUGUUAAAGCUCUGUAACAAAGUUGUCUGCUACAUUGCACCCCUGUAAGCCAGUAUCAACCAGAAAUAAAAACAAUUAUCUGUGGGGGGGGGGGGACUCCCAAAAGCAUUAAUAAUUGUUCCUUGUUAUGUUUUCCGCUUUCCAAUCAAUGAAAUGGAUCUUCAGUGGUUGUCGGGCCGGUGCUUUAAUUGAUAAAACACUCCACUGAGGUGGUCUGAAAUCAGAUAACAUCAUGGUUCUUAAUGCCAAAAACAAAUAAAUGCUUUUCUAUCA